This is a messenger RNA of Harpia harpyja (harpy eagle), 5054 nucleotides long. It is a transcript of the gene CHRDL1, whose product is annotated as chordin like 1. Bases 611 to 1978 code for a protein of 455 amino acids. The record is from RefSeq and is a predicted model, not a curated record. The transcript is spliced from 12 exons. Gene Ontology annotation, molecular function: protein binding. NCBI's taxonomy places the organism in Eukaryota, Metazoa, Chordata, Aves, Accipitriformes, Accipitridae.
GGACCGCCGGGGCGCGGGCUCCUCCACUCCUCCUCCUCCUCCUUCUCCUCCUCCUCCUCCUCCCGCCGCCGCUCCAGUGCCGGCGGGGCUGCGGGGCAGGACCCGCUGCCGAGCAUCCUCCGGCCGCGGGGCUUCGCUGCGCUCCCCGCUGGGGCAGGAGGCGGUGGCAGGUGUCCCAGGCCGGGCAGCCCGGGACCUUUCGCAGCGCCCGCCCCCGCGGCGUCCGCGGAGCUCGGGCUUAGCGGAUUCCUGCCUCCCCGCUCCCGUCCGUCGGUCGGGGGCUGUCGGCGGCGGCGGCCGCGGGAGCCGUCGCUCCCCUGCUUGCCCCCUCACCACCGCCGCUGCGGGAGCGAAGGGGAGACCUGAAAGCCCGGGCGAGCCGCGGGAGAAGAUUAUGGCGACGUGACCGGGACGCGGAGCCGCCUGGCCGGAGCCCCCCCACCCCGUACCCCGGCGGAGCGGAGAGAGCGGAGCCGCGCGGCUCCCCCGGCCGAAGCCGCUGUUCGCAGGCAGUCUGCAGGGCCCGCGGCGGAGCGGAGCGGUCUCCAGCCCUGCCCCAGCUCAACAUUCUCUACUUCGGAGGCUCUUUCUUUUCCUUUUGUCGAUAAAGAUGAGAAAAAAGUGGAUAUUGGAAGAUCUUAAUUUUAUCUUUUUUGGUGUGCUCUGUCUCAUUUUCAUAGAUGGAGGUAAACUAGAACAAGUAAAACAUUCAGAUACAUACUGUGUGUUUCAAGAUAAGAAGUAUCGUGUAGGAGAAAGAUGGCAUCCUUACCUAGAACCCUAUGGCCUUGUUUACUGCGUUAAUUGUCUUUGCUCAGAGAAUGGAAAUGUACUGUGCAGCAGAAUAAGAUGCCCAAGUCUACACUGUCCUUCCCCUGUGCAUGUACCACAGCUGUGCUGCCCACGAUGCCCAGAAGACUCCCUUUUCUCAGUAAGCAGCAAAAUCACCGGGAAAUCCUGUGAAUACAAUGGCACCACCUACCAUCAUGGUGAAAUGUUUGUGGCAGAAGGGCUUUUCCAAAACAGGCAAGCAAACCAGUGUGCCCAGUGCAGCUGCUCAGAAGGAAAUGUGUACUGUGGGUUGAAGACUUGUCCCAAAUUAACUUGCUCUUUCCCAGUUUCUGUUCCGGAGUCCUGCUGUCCAGUGUGCAGAGGAGAUGGAGAAUUAUCAUGGGAACAUUCCGACGGAGAUAUCUUCCGGCAGCCAGCCAACAGGGAAGCCAGACACUCAUACCAUCGCUCCCACUAUGACCUGUCACCCAGCUCUGCGAGGCAGGUAGUCAACAUUCCACGAUUUCCCAAUGCCAGGAGUAACCGGGGAGUCCUACCGGAUCCCCAGCAAGCUUCAGGAACAAUAGUACAAAUCGUCAUCAACAACAAGCACAAGCACGGACGAGUUUGUGUUUCAAAUGGCAAAACGUACUCACAUGGUGAAUCUUGGCAUCCUAAUCUCCGGGCCUUUGGAAUCGUAGAGUGCGUGUUGUGCACCUGCAACAUCACCAAACAAGAAUGUAAGAAAAUUCAUUGUCCAGAACAAUAUCCCUGCAAAUACCCUCAGAAAGUAGAAGGAAAAUGCUGUAAAGUCUGUCCAGAAGUGCCAAGUCAAACCUUUGACAGCAAAGAUUACUUCUGUGGGAAAGAGACAUUUCCCGUCUAUGAAUCCAUUUUCACAGAGGAAGGAGAAACCAUCAGAAAAAUUGCAGUAGAGACUGAAAAGCCACCUCAAAUAGAAAUACAUGUGUGGACAAUUAGAAAAGGGAUUCUGCGUCACUUCUAUGUUGAAAAAGUGUCCAAGAGAGAAUUUGAAGAACUUCCUUACUUCAAGCAGAUAACAAGGACAACCCCUAGCCAGUGGAAAAUAUUUAGCGAGGGAGAAGCUCAGAUCAGCCAAAUGUGUGAAAACAGAGUGUGCAGGACUGAGCUCGAGGAUUUGGUAAAGGUUUUGUACCUUGAAAAGUCUGAAAAGGGUCACUGUUAAGGGAGACAGCACUGGAGGGAGAAACACAAGAAAACUUAUGAAAACUUGGAUCUGCAGCUGGACUGCAGGCUUAUUUUGCUUAAGUCAACAGUUGCCCUAAAACCCAAAACUAUAAUGCAGUAAUUAUUCACAUCAUGCACAGCAAAUUUGCUGCUUUAUGUGUAGUGGUCUGUGUCAACCGUUCAAAUAUCUCCUCCAAAAGACUAGGAGGCUCUGUAUUACUGGUGGGAGAAGGAGAAAGAGAGACUGUACUUUCCCAGAGUUGCAUUUCUUUACAAGUUACAAAGAGAAAACAGAACAUUUUUAUUAUUAUUAUUUGGCAAGUUAUUCAAACUAAUGAAAAGAAGGACACCUAAUAAAUGUGCAGGAGCUAUGGAGAGCAUUAUUUCCUGUGCUAAGUUUAUACCAUUUCUGGUGUUGAAAUGACUCAUGGAUUUUUUUUAGUAGUGGAGGAAAAAUACAAAUGAUACAAUACUUGUGUUGGAGACAUAAAAAACAGAUUUAAACUAACAAACUCCUAAGCAGCCUGCCUUUGGGAUGAUGUCUUGUAGUUGAGCAAACUGAGUCCAUAAACUGAACAGCAGGUGUUAGUGGCAAUCACUGUAUUUUUGUAGCAAUUUGAGCAAAUGUUCGCUUUUAAGUGGUUUUCACUGUUUCCUCCACCCACUUCUCUAAAAAAUGUAAAGUGUUAGCUCCCUAUCACAGCCCUAAUAACUUCAUUCUUCUGGGCCCUAUUAACACAUGGUCUUGGCUGAUAAACUGCCUUCUAAAGUGACUGCCAGAAGGUGGUCAAGUACUUGCCCUACUUUCAAAACACCUAGAGGGUUAAAACUCCUGAUUAGUAACUCCUUAAGAGUUGUGACAGUGCUUAAUUUAUUUCUUCCAAUUUGUUACAAACCUAAUCUUCUGCAUUUUUCUGAGAGUAACCUCUCAAUUCUCACACUUCAAGGACAGCUCUCUCCCAUGACAAACACCAAACAGCUACAGCAGGCCUCUAGAACACAGCAGUUCUGUGGAAACUGUUACCUUUGUGAAAAACAAAUCUGAGAGAUUCUGUUAAAUUUAGUAUAGCGUGUCUACAGUGUGUUUAAGAAAGGUGGCUCUCAUCUGUAGAAAAGUGUAAUUUAAAAAAUGUUUUCUCUGAAGAGUCACUAAAAUACUGCACUGCCUCAUGGCUGCAAUGUUGGAUUAAAUCCCAAGAAGCAAGUGACUCUGCCUGCUUUUGCUCCCAUUUUCUACUCCACAAGCAGACAGGAAUACUGCUGUUCAAACACACGCUAGGAAACAAAGCUUUAUGGAAAUGGUGUGAGCCAGGGGCUGGGUCUUCACAGGGAGUGAAAUCAACAUUGACAGCAAGGAUUUUGAGGUUUGUCAUUCUGCCAGCGACAGCACUCCAGGGUGUACCCAUUUCUAAAGCGACGAAGGUGGGGCAGAGUUCAGUGCUGAAUGCCAAAAGCCCAUUUCAGGCAGAGCUUCACCAUCCUGAGGGGAUCCUUGUCUUGAGCAGCAAACCCUGGCAGCCUCCCUCUGCAAUGCAGGCCUCAGGGCCAGGCUUCUUCGUGCCGCCCCGGUCCUGCCUGUGCUGCCCGCAGCGUCGGGAGGAGUGUAAUGCAGGGCUUCUCAACGAAGAGGAGCAAGUGAGGAGAACAGACAUGAAGGUGAAAGAAAGGCUGAAGGGAAUUAGGAGAAUACAUAUAGGGUGAUCUCAGGUCCUUAGCAAUCUUGCCUACAUAUAACCACCCCGUUGUCCCUAGGCCUCGGCAGAGAGCAGAUAAUAUUUAGCAAUACUUCCCUCCCUGCCAAGCGCUCAACAUGGUCCACUGCAUAACAGGAAAACACGCUAAAAAGGGAGCUCCUCCAGCAACCGUGUGGAUUUGCAAGAACGAAAUACUCUCACCUGGUAUCAGUAAGAACCACGGGGGUUUCUUUCCAAGCCUCCCUGGGCUGCAGGGAAAUCCCCCGGGGCCCCUCCGCGGCCGCAGGGCCGUCCCUGCCGGGGGCCUGGCGCGCCUCCCCCCUCCUCCUGCCCGGCCCUCGGUGUGGCAGGGCUGUUCCUCACGCGUUGUCCCUCACCCCUCGCCGCCCGCCUUGCCCUUUCCUCAACACGCCUUCCCCUCGCCGAGGGGCUCGGCUGUGCCCUGCGCUGGGGGAACCGGCCGGAACCGGCCGGAACCGGCUGGAACCGGCUGUGUCCGGCACGGGGCAGCCCCUCGGCUCUCCUCAGAGGGGAGCCUGCCGCCCCGCUGCCAGCGCCUGCGCGCCGGCACCUGGUAGCACAGAUACCCUGCCAUAGCGCAGCCUUAAUUAGCCCCCGGCCAUUAGAAGUCCUGUAUCACUGUUCAUUAAAGGGAGAGCUAAGGGAACUGUCCCACCACCUUUCCACGGGACUGUAGCCUCUGCCUCCAUAAAUCCUGUCCUGGUGUUUGAAAGGGGUGUAGCGGAUCCUAACUGAGGUCCUAAGACCUCACUGCACCAGAGGUUACUGCCGCGUGACUGCAGAAGCAGCAGUCUGGCAUCAGCAACAGCCACUGCACGUGGCACCUACUGGGUUGAAAUGUGCUGCAGAAGUGCAAAAUUGUAUUAUAAAUCUAACAGCUCACGAAUUAACCUUAUCGUUGCUUUGGUGAAGGCACUGUAAGGAAGAGGUUCUGAGGAACUGUAGCGAGCUGGUGGGAAGACCAGCAGUUGAUUUCUCACCUCACAGGCAUCAUCUGUCUGUAGCAGUAGCUGGUGGAAAAAGACUAAGUGGAAAGUGUACAGCGUUUGUAAUUUUUUUUUUUAAGAAGAAGGCAACCUGCUUUUUGUAUUUGUGACAGGACAGGUGGAAUCCAGAUUGUGUAUUUAUUUUAUAAUAAACACUUUUUAAGAGAAGCAAAAAAAACCCCAUAAGCAUCAUUUAGUAAAAUGCAGUCUUGCAUUUUUCCAGUUUCUGGUCACUUAAGACAACAAAAUACACAGUUAUAUUUUUCAUUCUCUUCAUGGGACAUAUGUCCGUUAUGGUAUUAUUUAUGUACUUGUUGUAUCACUUUGACCUGGUUUGAUAAAUUAAUAAACUCUGAAGUUGAUAACAAAACAA